Prosopis cineraria is the source of this 1916-nucleotide messenger RNA. Its product is annotated as stomatal closure-related actin-binding protein 3-like. Gene Ontology annotation, biological process: regulation of stomatal movement; actin filament organization. Lineage: Eukaryota; Viridiplantae; Streptophyta; Magnoliopsida; Fabales; Fabaceae. The record is from RefSeq and is a predicted model, not a curated record. Gene Ontology annotation, molecular function: actin binding.
ACCAACACCCCCCCCCCAACCUCUCUCCUCGAUGCUCUGUAAAGGAGCGGAAGAACAUGGUCGUACCCAGCUCAUUUGUGAAGAACAUGGUCCAUUUCUACUUUUUCAGUGUCUACAAUUUCACCUCAGGGUUACAUUACCCUUCUCACAUGGUGGAACAUUAACUAAUCCAUUUUAUUCAGGGGACACAAACGGGUCAGCCACAGAAGCUUUUACUUCACCUUUUGAAAAAGCAACGCUAAACCUCCCCUUAAGAUUCUUCUCCUUCUUCCUCUGUCCGUAACUCUCUCUCCUUUUCCCUCUCUCUCUGUGCUCACCCUCCAUCCUUCCCCGUUACCCGCCUUCUUCCCCUUCUGCAAAACGUACUGGCGAACUAUCUGUUUGCACUUUCUUGAGCUUAGCUCUAUGUUUUGAUCACCCAUUUUGGUCUCAGCUUAAGUCCUAUCUGGAUCAUGACAAAGAUAAGUCCUGUUGUUGAGAUCAAGAUGCCAAUGGAAGCAGUUCUGCCAGUUUCAGCUGAUGUGAGCUUUGCUUCUAACAGUUUUCCCAAAUAUAAACUAGGACCUGAAAAUCAAAUUCUGGAAGCAAUAGAGGAUAACCAAGGUCCUUUAUUGAAGGAGGUUAUUGAGCAGGAAGCUUCCCAUUUGUCAGAGCAGCACAAGCGUCUCUCAGUCCGUGACCUUGCCAUUAAAUUUGACAAAAACUUGACUGCAGCAGCUAAGCUGUCUAAUGAGGCAAAGCUGAGAGAGGUGGCAUCAUUAGAGGGACAUGUUCUUUUGAAAAAGCUAAGAGAUGCAUUAGACUCCUUAAGAGGCCGUUUAGCAGGAAAAAAUAAGGAGGAUGUGGAGAAAGCUAUCUCUAUGGUGGAAGCUUUGGCAGUCAAGUUGACUCAAAAGGAAGGUGAAUUGAUUCAAGAAAAGUUUGAAGUGAAAAAGCUAGUGAAUUUUCUCAAACAGGCUUCUGAAGAUGCAAAAAAAUUAGUCAAUCAAGAAAAGUCUUUUGCUUGUGCUGAAAUUGAGAGUGCUAGGGCAGUGGUGCUAAGAAUUGGGGAGGCCCUUGAGGAACAAGAGAAUGCUUCCCAAGCCUCUAAGGCACAGGAUGUGGGUGAACUAGUUGAAGAGGUUCAGGAGGCUAGAAGGAUCAAAUUGUUGCAUCAGCCAAGCAAGUUGAUGGCCAUGGAACAUGAACUUCGUGCUUUAAGGGAUCAAAUUCGAGAAAAAUCUAUUUUUUCCAUUAAACUUCAGAAAGAGCUAACAAUGAGCAAGAGGAGUGAGGAAAACAAAUAUUGUUUAUAUAAACUAGAUGGUUCUGAAGCAUUAGGUUCAUGCCUACGAGUGCAGCCUUGCUCAGAGGAGGUGUCACCUAUUUCAAAAUGCUCAUUUCAAUGGUACCGCUUGUCAUCUGAAGGCAGCUGGAGGGAAGCAAUUUCAGGAGCCAGCCAAUCAAUUUUUGCUCCAGACCCUUUUGAUGUUGGGAGAGUCUUACAAGUAGACAUUGUUUCCGAUGGCAAAAAACUUACAAUAACGACUGGUCCUAUUCAGCCUGUUGCAGGACUUGGAAGCCAUGUGGAGACACUUCUACGAAAGUCUAAUUCAGAAUUUAAUGUAGUUAUUUCUCAGAUGAAUGGACAAGAUCACUCAUCACAUUCUGGUCAUGCAUUUCAUGUGGGGAAAAUGAGGAUAAAGCUAUGUAGAGGUUGGAUAACAACUAGAGAAAUUUACUCACCGGCAAUGCAGUUGUGUGGAGUUAGAAGUGAUGCCGGUAAUGCAGCGAAGGCACUGUUUUGGCAAGCUAGAAAGGGGCUCUCGUUUGUAUUGACAUUUGAAUCAGAGCGAAGAAAUGCUGCCAUUAUGGUUGCCAGGAAAUAUUCUCUUGAUUGCAAUGUUGUGCUUGGGGGGCCAGACGAUUUAGUGUAG